AUGCGCUCGCUUCUCGAGACCAGGAUACUCGACGGCAGUCGUAAUAACACGCUGUACUUUGGUUGCAGAUCUGCGAAUAAGGAUCAGCACCACGCAGACCAGUGGAAACGCUAUGUCGACGAGCAGAGUCUGACAUACCGGACUGCAUUCUCGAGAGAUGGUGACGAAGGCCAUAGGCGCGUGUACAUGCAGAAUCUCGUAGAAGAGGACAGUAAGCAGGUUUGGGAGGCGAUAGGGAAGCGUGACGGCUGGGUCCACAUCUCUGGCUCGUCCAACAAGAUGCCGACCUCUGUGCGUCGGGCCCUCGCGCAUGCCGCGCAUGUUGAGGGCGGCCUGGAUAAGCACGCGGCGACUGCCUAUGUGAACAGGAUGGAGAGGGAGGGCAGACUGUAUGAGGAGUGCUGGAGCUGA
Peniophora sp. CBMAI 1063 is the source of this 411-nucleotide messenger RNA. NCBI's taxonomy places the organism in Eukaryota, Fungi, Basidiomycota, Agaricomycetes, Russulales, Peniophoraceae. The record is from the annotation of a GenBank genome assembly.